Fusarium oxysporum Fo47 is the source of this 1590-nucleotide messenger RNA. Its product is annotated as amino acid/polyamine transporter I. The transcript is spliced from 5 exons. Gene Ontology annotation, molecular function: transmembrane transporter activity. Gene Ontology annotation, cellular component: membrane. Gene Ontology annotation, biological process: transmembrane transport; amino acid transport. NCBI's taxonomy places the organism in Eukaryota, Fungi, Ascomycota, Sordariomycetes, Hypocreales, Nectriaceae. The coding region runs from base 1 to 1590 and encodes 529 amino acids. The record is from RefSeq and is a predicted model, not a curated record.
AUGAGUGCUUCUGAAGACUCUCAAAAUUUGGCUGUGGAACAUCAACUUUCACCCGGGCAUCCAGCUCCAGUCGAGAAACGCGCCGACCUGACCGAUGGCGAUGGCGAUGGCGAUGGCGACCACAUCCUCGAAAGCCUUGGCUACGUGCCCGAGCUGCAGCGUAAUCGAUCGACUCUUCAGGUUGCCUUCAUGGCCUUCGUGCUGGCUUCGAUCCCUUACGGACUAUCGACGACCCUUAGCAAUCCCAUCACGACUGGAGGUCCAGCCAAUAUAAUCUGGGGCUGGCUAGCUGUCUCGGCUCUUAUUGUCUGUGUGGCCUUAUCGCUCGGAGAGAUCACCAGCGUGUAUCCUGUCGCCGGAGGUGUCUAUUAUCAGACCUUCAUGCUAGCACCGAUGCGUUGGCGCCGUGAGGCUGCUUGGAUCUGCGGUUGGCUCUAUGUUAUUGGCAACAUUAGUAUCACGCUCUCUGUCAUUUUCGGUACUACCGUGUUUCUGGUCUCGUGUAUCAACGUUUUCGAAUCAUCGCCUGGGGUUGGUGUUCUUGCUGGAGAACCCUAUCAAGUCUUUCUUAUCUUCGUCGGCCUCACUUUACUUAGCAACGCCGUGUCAGCGCUUGGAAACAAAUGGCUUCCUUGGUUGGAUACUGCUGCCAUCUUUUGGACUUUUGCAGGUGUUAUUGCUAUUAUUAUAACCGUUCUCGUCAUGGCUAAAGAUGGAAGACGCGAUGCUAGCUGGGUGUUUACCCAUUUCGAAAAUAACUCUGGCUGGACUGAUGGCUGGGCUUUUUGUGUGGGACUUCUCCACGCAGCAUAUGCGACCUCGUCAACAGGCAUGAUUCUCUCCAUGUGCGAAGAAGUCCGAAAGCCUGAUGUGCAGGUUCCCAAAGCCAUGGUUCUGACUGUUUGUAUCAACACGGUCGCCGGCAUGCUAUUCCUUAUUCCCAUUACCUUCAUUCUUCCUGAUCUCAAAUACCUCGCCGACCUCGCCUCUGCGCAACCCAUACCCCCGACCAUUAAGGCUGCUGUCGGCUCAUCGGGUGGAGCGUUCGCAUUGUUGAUUCCUAUCAUCGUCCUCGGCAUCAUCUGUGGUAUCGGCUGUAUCACCGCUUCUUCUCGCUGUAUUUGGGCCUUUGCUCGCGAUGGAGCCAUGCCAGGCUCUAAGUGGUGGGUUAUUGUUAACAAGCGACUUGAUGUUCCUCUCAAUGCUAUGAUGCUAAGUAUGGUGAUUCAACUUCUCCUGGGUCUCAUCUAUUUUGGCUCUUCGGCAGCUUUUAACGCCUUUGCAAACGUUGGCGUCCUAACUCUCAACGCGGCCUACGCAACGCCAGUCGUUAUCAACCUCUUGACGAAGAGACGGCAAGUCAAAAAUGCCAAGUUUCCCCUCGGUAAGCUUGGGUAUCUUGCCAAUUUCGUGGCUGUCGCAUGGUCCAUUCUCGCAAUCCCUCUUUUCUGCAUGCCUUUGCGUCUACCUGUAACAGUUGUUAGCGUUAACUAUGCCUCUGUCGUGUUUGCCGCGUCUUGUCUAGUCUCGGGUGUUUGGUACUGGGUUUGGGGACACAAGAACUACACUGGACCACCUACCAAUGCUUAG